GAGAGAGAGAGAGAGAGAGAGAGAGGAGAAACUACAGGAGGAUGUAAAGACACACAGAGUGGAAGCAAGACCACGGGACGACUGGCUGUACUGAGAAUUCAUCCCCUGCUCUGCGUGCUCUUGAGUCUGGAAAGGUCUGUACGAAUGAAGAUGCUGGUCUCUCUGCAUCUGUGUCUCCUGCUGGUGUUUUUGCAGGCUAGGAGCUCCACAGCUUCCAAAGGACGAAGGAACCAGAAGCUUGAAGAGGACAGGCUGAGACCCUACAUCGGUCGUGUUGAACCAGAGGAGCUGUGUAAGUUACUCAAGUGCUACAAGCCCGUUGGGUCGUGGUGUCAGGUUGUGGAAGAGGACGGGGUCCGGGUUCCCAAGUGUGUCUGCCCCAAAUCCUGCCCCAGACAGGUGGCGCCAGUGUGCAGUGUCCUGGGAAAGACUUAUGGGAACCAGUGCCUGUUGCACAAGGAGGCGUGCAGGAAACGACGCAGGACUGGCCUGGCUCACCAGGGGCACUGUAUCGUGCCUGAGGCUGUGUGCUCGGAAGGGGAAUACGGGCAGUUUCCCUUCCGCCUGCUGGACUGGUUCCUGCUCCUGAGCCGCAUGGGGGACCCGGGUUCAAACAACACCAGCAGCAUUCCCAGCACCCCCCUGCCACAGAGCUGCCUGAGCAGAGAGCAGCGCAGGAGACUGGCUGAGUGGCGGUUUGGUGUCCUAGACCGGAACAAGGAUGGUAAACUGGGCCGGAGAGACCUGAAGAAGCUUCGCUACAAACACAUGCCGCUGGAGCACUGUGCACAGAGAUUCUUCCAGUCCUGUGAUGCAGACAGCAAUAAGAAGGUGACUCUAAGGGAGUGGACAGGCUGCCUGGUGGAUCGCUCUGAGAUCUGGUUCCAGCAGUUCAUGUCUAUGAAGAUAGGAUCCAGUAAGCUGUGCCUCCAGAUGGAGAAUAACCACUGACGGAUCAACUGAUCUGUAUGACUUUAUUUCUAUUGCGUUCCAGAUACUGAUGUGAUACAGCCUUAAAUCUGACAUUUCUUUGUAUCAGAUCGUUUGUAUCAGGUGGCUGGUAUUAGAUAGUUUGUAUCAGAUGGUAAUGAAAAAUAAUAAGCUAUACUGUUUAAUGUACGGUGCUGUGUAAGAUACUAGUUGAAAGCCCCCAAUCACUCUGAAGUCUUGCGGAGUAUAGACUGCAUAUAUAAACACAUCACAUUGUAUAAUAAUAUGUGAUUUUUCUAUACUGGUAUUCAGCCCCCUUUGCCUUUCUGAUCAUGCAGAUUCUCAAGUGCUUGAAAAAACUCCAUUUUGUCUCGUGCAUAGCAGACGUCCGUAUGUACUGUAUCAGCAUGACCCAGUCGUGUGUCAUUAUUUACAUAUGUACUGUUCCCCAGUGGGAUUUUUCUUCACAGUGCCCGACUCCACCUGGUGUCUAUAUAUUAUGUUGCGUUUACGCCUGCGUGGCAAGUUCUGCCCACCCCUAGAGAAAAGCUAUUAGCUGUUUAAGCAAGUGGGUAAUUGAUCAGUACUCAACGCAGCAGCUGAUCACAGCCAAUAAAAGAGCAAUUAGGAGCUGAGCCGGCUGUGUCACAUCACAAACAAUGGCUUCUGUAAUUGCACAGCAGGCAGACAAGCACCUUUCAUUUACCAGAUCAGUGACAAACAAUGACUUAUAGAGAAGGAUCAUUACCAGACAAGAAGGAAUAUAUUAUGAAACUGUAUAUUGCACAAAUACAUUGCGUGAAUCACUGCAAAUAUGAGUUUUUGCAACACAGCAGGUAAAUGCUAAGAUCAGUUUUAUAGUGCAGUAUCAUAACUAUGUGUAGUUUACUGUAGGUUUCAUUGUAUUUUAUAUUUGAAUGCUUUUCAUAUGCACUGAAGUAUAUCUGUGUUAUGUGCUGUAUGUAGCGGUAGGCAUGUGUUAAAAAGGUUGUUUUAAUUAAGAGAGUAAAUUAAAUGAAUGCCAAGUGUUUCACCUGAUAAAUUAAAUAAAAUCUUUUUUUUAU
Acipenser ruthenus (sterlet) is the source of this 1994-nucleotide messenger RNA. RefSeq names its product SPARC-like 2 (gene sparcl2). Gene Ontology annotation, molecular function: calcium ion binding; extracellular matrix binding; collagen binding. Bases 145 to 951 code for a protein of 268 amino acids. Gene Ontology annotation, biological process: anatomical structure development. NCBI's taxonomy places the organism in Eukaryota, Metazoa, Chordata, Actinopteri, Acipenseriformes, Acipenseridae. The record is from RefSeq and is a predicted model, not a curated record. The transcript has 9 exons.